Messenger RNA from Miscanthus lutarioriparius, 921 nucleotides. The record is from the annotation of a GenBank genome assembly. NCBI's taxonomy places the organism in Eukaryota, Viridiplantae, Streptophyta, Magnoliopsida, Poales, Poaceae.
AUGUCCACCACCGUGACCGUCUCGCCGCCGCCCGACCCUUUCGGCGAUGACCCGGCGGCACCCGGCACCUCCAGUUCCAACUUCACGCUGCUGUACAUCAUCAUCGCGGUCCUGGCCGGCGUGAUGCUCUACAUGGCCUUCCGCCAUGGCCAGUCGGUCCUGGCCGAGUGGCGCCGGCUCCAGGCAGGUGGCCACUCCGAGGCCGAGUCGUCCGGGACGAGGCUCGGGCUUAGCGUGGACGAAAUCGCCGCGCUGCCCACGUUCACGUACCGGGCGCGGACCGCGUUGGCGUCGCCGCACGGUGGCGGCAGGAGCGGCAGCAAGGGGAGGACGCCGGGCCGGGCGGUGGAGUGCGUCGCACUUCUUCCAUGGCGGCUGCAUCGACGCCUGGCUGCGCGCGCACUCGUCGUGCCCCGUGUGCCGCGCGCACCCGGAGCCCGAGCGUGCGCGGAUGGCCGAGGCGGGCAUGUCCCCGCCGCUGCCGCAGCUGCGACGGUGCGGUGUGUCACCGGAGCGGCCAACGGCAUCGAGGGUCCUGGCGCGAUCGCCGUUGAGAAACAGCUGUUCCUGCUCGACAAGUGGAUUUGGGGAGAACAUCAUCGUCUCGAAAUCACCAUCGCCAAGGCUUCACAUUGGGUCGAGGACUCCGUCUCCGACGCCGCAGGUGUAUGCCAGGGUGGACGAUACAUGCUCAAAGUCACCGCCUCCGGGGAUAUCAGAAAUCGUGGUUGUCCCGUCCAAGUCGCCGUCGCCGAUGAGGUUCAGCACAAGCAGGCAGUUGUCGGCGAGGAGCGUUGGAACAUUGGAAAGCAUAGAGGUGAUCGCGUCAGCAUCACCGUCACCGUCACCGGUGGAAGACGGUGGCGGUUCCCUGUCGAAGUCGCAGUAGCCGUCGCCGGUGCCACGUCGAGUAAUGGGUAG